Messenger RNA from Diospyros lotus (date-plum), 592 nucleotides. Its product is annotated as calcium-binding protein KRP1-like. The transcript has a single exon. The record is from RefSeq and is a predicted model, not a curated record. NCBI's taxonomy places the organism in Eukaryota, Viridiplantae, Streptophyta, Magnoliopsida, Ericales, Ebenaceae. Gene Ontology annotation, molecular function: calcium ion binding. The coding region runs from base 116 to 478 and encodes 120 amino acids.
AAGUCCCCCCCCAAAACCACUCCUAUUUAUCGUCCAAUUCCCCCUCCCUUCCACAUCAUUGCAUUCCCCCAUCUCUUCUCUAUCUUCAAAAUUCAAAUCUGUUUUUGAGUCAAUCAUGGCCUCCAAGCCCCAGGCCGCGUCCUCCUCCUUCGAAGACUUCUUGCCCAUCCUGGCCGAGAAGCUAGGAGGGGACGGCCUCAUCGGCGAGCUCUGCAACGGCUUCCGCCUGCUCAUGGACGCCGACAAAGGCCUCAUCACCCUCGACAGCCUCAGGCGAAACGCCGCCCUCUUGGGCCUGCACGACUUGACGGACGACGAUCUCCACACCAUGAUGAGAGAAGGCGACUUCGACGGCGACGGCGCCCUCAACCAGAUGGAGUUUUGCGUUCUGAUGUUCAGAUUGAGCCCCGAGCUGAUGGAGCAGUCCUCCUCCUUGCUCCAGGAAGCUCUCCUCCACGAACUCCAUGAUUUCCGUUGAUUUGUACCUAUUUUUUGGGUCAAUUUCUUUUCUUUUUUUUUUUGCAUUGAUAUACAAAUUACUUGUGUUGGAGAGUAUACGGGAAUGAGACGAUGAACAAUUGUACCUGUUCAA